Messenger RNA from Recurvomyces mirabilis, 6669 nucleotides. It is a transcript of the gene MLP1, whose product is annotated as Protein mlp1. The record is from RefSeq and is a predicted model, not a curated record. The coding region runs from base 1 to 6669 and encodes 2222 amino acids. Gene Ontology annotation, biological process: protein import into nucleus; mRNA export from nucleus. Lineage: Eukaryota; Fungi; Ascomycota; Dothideomycetes; Mycosphaerellales; Teratosphaeriaceae. Gene Ontology annotation, molecular function: structural constituent of nuclear pore. Gene Ontology annotation, cellular component: nuclear pore. The transcript has a single exon.
AUGCGGACAAGGGCGAAAGCUGCCGAUGCGACGGCAGUCGAUCUGCCAUACCUCUCCACCACCUAUGAUGUCCCCGAGACAGACCUACAGUCGAUACUCGACGCGCCCACUACUGAUCUCAUUCACCAGUUUCUUGCCUCACUAAUAGCCAAGGGCCACGACUUUGACGCGCUACGGGCGGACAAACUGAAAGUCGACGUGGAGCUAGAGAAUACGGUACGAACUUCGGAGAGCAAGAUCCGCGCACAGAAAGGGCAGGUCACGAAGCAUGCAAAGGAGGUCGAGGAGUUGCGGGAGAAGUUGAGUGAGGCAGAGGGCGCACGUGAGAGCUUGGCAUCGGAGCUUGAAGUUCUGCAGUCUUCGACUAGCGGUUCGAAUGCCGAAACUUCUUCGCUGAAGCAGAGGAUUGAGACGUUGGAGGCUGCGAAUCGCGAGGCUUUGGCGCUUGUGGAGGGCAAAUCGGGUGAGAAGGAUGGCUUGGCGACGGAGCUGUCGGAGCAGCAUGGGAAGCUGUUGAACCUCCGCCGCGAGGUUGGACAACUCGAGGAGCGAAAUCAGAGCUUGGAGAAUGCUGCAUCUACGCAGAAGUUCAGGGAGCAGUCACUACAACAAGAGAUUGAUUUGCUUAAGCGAAACAACGAGUGGCAUGGCAAUGAGCUUGAGACUCGCAACAAAGAGCACGCCAAGUUCCGAAAAGAGCGCAAUGUACGGAUAGCAAGCCUGCAGCAUGAGCUUGAGGAUAGCAAUGCGACCGUCGAUACCCUGAGACGCUCAGAGACUACCCUCCGACAACGUCUGGAAGAGCUGCAGGCCAAGGCUGACGAGGCAUAUGCUCGCAUUGCUGGUCUGCAAGAGGAGACAGCACGAAAAGAGCAGGACUUCCGGACCGAGGUCGAUGCGACCAAGCGUUUGGCAGAGCUGCAGGCACAGAACGCGGCUACACACAAAGCACGACUUCAAGAUGUGCAGGGUCAGGUCGAUCAGAUCAAGGAGGAUGCUGCUGAUGAGAUUGGCCGCCUACAAGCUGAGAUCGAGACCGAGCGUGGUGACAAGGAGCAAGCCGAGCGUAAGAUCGCGGAACUGGAACUGUCAGUCGAGCGUCUGGAGCAGAUGCCGCGGGCUUCGCGGCCGGGGACGCCACGUAGGAGCGGUGGCUUCGACCCACAAACACCCUCACGACUCGGCUCACGCGCUGGCUCGCCAUCAGCUAUGCCCGGCAGCCUUCGCAAGACCGUCAAUGGUCUGAGCUUCACUCAAGUGUACAGCCAGAUGACCGAAGCCCAAGAGGAGCUCGCGCACGAGCAGCGUCGGACCAAGAAGCUGUCAGAUACGCUGGAGGACAUGGUCCGUGAGCUGGAGCAACGUGGCCCUGAGCUGGCCGAGGUUCGGCAGGAUCAGGAGAGGUUGGAGCAGGAAGUGCUCAACUUCUCAACUAUGCUUGAUGAGGCCGUCCAGACGCGGGAGAAUGCUGUCAAGGAGGCUGAGCGAUGGCAGAAUGAGGCGGCUGCGGCGGCUCGGGAAGGAGAUGUUUUGCGUCAGCAAUUGCGUGAUCUCUCAACACAAAUUAAAAUCCUGAUGGUGGAGAUGGAGAGCCGCGAUCAAGGUCUGGGCGAAAUGUCUGCGCAGGAGCGAGUUGAGCUGGAACGAGCUGCCCGUGGUGAGCUGGCUGAUGGCGACCUCGACCGCAUGACGGAUACUGGACGCUUCAUCGCCGAACGCCUGGUCGUCUUCCGCAAUGUCUCGGAUCUGCAGGAGAAGAAUCAGCAGAUGCUUCGACUUGUAGAGACACUCGGAGAUCAGCUCGAAGGCGAAGAGGCUCAGGAGAAAGAGCGCCAGACUGCUGCGUACGCCUCGGAGAAUCAGGAGCUCAAGCAGAAGGUGCAACGACUGCAAGACGAGCUGCAGGCGACUGUCACUCAAAUUGACAGCUAUAUGAAGGAGCGCGACAUGUUCCGUCGUAUGCUACAGCAUCGUGGCCAGCUACCGGCAGGUGAUUCAGAGGUGCAGUCGAUGUUCGGCCAGAGCGUCCCACCAGCUACGCCUUCACGCAAGAAUGGUGCCAUGGAGCCUCCUACUCCACGAUCAAAGGAUGUCGCGGACCUCAAUAAGCUUCUCCGCGAGCAACAGACAUUCUUCGACCAGUACCGGAACGAGUCUGCCACUGACCGACGUAUGCUCAAGGAGCAGGUCGAUGGUCUUGCGCGAGAGAAGAGCGCGUUCCAAGCUGAUGUGGCACGUAUGCAGUCGCAGCUCGAACUGGCUAGUGGACGCUACGAGAUGCUGCAGGGUAACAUGAAUGGCAUACGAGGCGAGAACCAAGAGCUGCAGAAGCGCAGCCAGCAACUUGCUGAGCAAGCCGCCAAGCAGGAUCUUCGCACGCAGCAAGUUGCUGAAGAUCUGGUUGAGGCGAAGUCACUUUCGGACUCCCUUCGUAACGAGAAUGCCAACGCCAGGGCUGAGAAGGACCUCUGGAGAAGAAUUGAGACGCGCCUCACCCAGGACAACCAGAGCCUUAUGGACGAGCGAAGCCGACUCAACAAGCACGUCGCGGAUCUUCAGAAUCUGCAAAACGAGCGCGAGCUGGCUGACUCGGAGUCGCGGCGUCGUCUUCAGACUCGAACCGAGACACUCGAGGCCGAGCUCGUGGACGUCAAGAAGAAGCUUGAGCGCGAAGUCGACGAUAGUCGAAAGGCUAGCUUACGCCGCGAGUACGAGGAGGGUCAAAAUCGCACGCGCAUCGACGAUCUGGUCAAGAGUCUCGGUAGUAUUCGCGAGGAGCUUGUGGCUGCCAAGACGACUCGAGAUCAGCUGGCUGCGAGGGUUGAUGAGAUGAAGAUUGAGCUUCGCAGUGCGGAGGAGAAAGUGGUUGCCCUGCAGCCUCGUCCUACACCCCGAUCUACCUCUGCAACACAGAACGGCGAUGGCGAGGCGCACAGUGAGGAGUUAUCUGCUGAGCAGCAUCUUGCGAUCGAAGUCUCGGACUUGAGGCGUGAUCUUGAGUUCGCGAAGAAUGAGCUCGAGGGUGCUAGGGAGCAGGCCGAGCAAUACAAGUCGAUUUCACAGGCGACUGAAGAGGAGUUGGCUUCUAUCAAUAUGACUAGCGUUCAGUACCAAGAGGACAUGGACCAGCAGCUCGCGGAGAAAGAUGCCAAGAUUCAUCAGCUGGAGCAGCGUGUCGAGGACAUCACCGCCGAGCUUACGACGACUAAUAAUGAAAUGUCUGAGCUGCGCACCAAGGCUGAAGAAGUUACUCGUGCUCUGGACGAGCAGAAGGAAGCUUCUGAGUCUGAGCUUGCGCGCCUUCGCGACGAUGCUGACCGGCAUGGUGAGGAGAAGAAGCUCAUGCGAGAGGAUCUCAAGGCGCAGUCGGAAAUUGCGCAGCAAGCGCAGCAGUCUUACGAAGAUGAGCUGCUCAAGCAUGCAGAGGCUGCUAAGCAACUUCAGCAAGUCCGCAGGGACCACAAUGAGCUUCGCACUGAAGUCGCUGGGAUCCGAGCGGAGGCUGAGGCUGCGAAGGCUGGGCUGGAGUCGGGUCGUGAGAGCUGGGAGGAGCAGAAGGGGAGGUUUGAGAGGGAGUUGGAGGAUGUGAAGAAGAGGCGGGAGGAUGUAGAUGCGCAGAAUAAGUUGUUGCAUCAGCAGAUGGAAUCCUUCUCCUCGGAGCUCGCAGCGCUCCGACAAGGUCGCGCCCUACCAGCUGGCCCUAACGAUGGCGAGGAGACCGCUGCGGGCAGUCCAGGUCGUACUGGCGGUGACGCUAAGCUGCAGGAGGUCAUCCGCUAUCUCCGCCGUGAGAAGGAGAUCGUGGAUGUCCAGUAUGAGCUCAGUAUGCAAGAGGCCAAGCGACUCCAGCAGCAACUCGACUACGCGAAGGGUCAGCUGGAAUCGACACGCCAGAGCCUUGCAGAGGAAAGACGUAAGGGUGGCGAGAAGGAGGCGACCGAGUCUAGUACCAAUCGUCUUCAGCAGACAAUUAAUGAGCUGAAUCUUUACCGUGAAAGUGCGACUACACUCCGUAAUGAGGCCCGUGUUGCCCGCGAGAAGCUGGAGGAGAGGGUACAAGAGGUUGAGAGGUUGGGAGCGCAAAUCGAGCCUUUGCAGGUCCGAGUCGGGGAGCUGGAAGGUGAGAUGGAGGGCAAAGACGGCGAGCUCAAGCUCCUGCAAUCCGAUCGCGAUCAUUGGCGCGAGAGGACGCAGAACAUCAUCUCCAAGUACGACCGCGUUGAUCCGGCUGAGUUGGAGAGUAUCAAGAGCCAGCUCGAGGCUGCGAAGGCGGAGAAAGAGCGCUUGGAGGGUAUCGUGAGUACGAUGCGUGAGCAUGCGGAUGGCGAGGCCGGGAGGAUCGAGGAGAUUACGAAGGCCAAGGAUGCCGGGUUGUCGCGGUUUAAGGAGCAGGCGAAGGAGCAGAAUCGGAAGCAGAAUGAUUCGAAGCGGGAGGUUGUUGCUGAGAGGGAGAGGGUCGUUGCGGAGCUUAAUGAGACGAAAGCUGAGCUUGAGAAUUUGAAGGUCCAGCUUGUUGAGGCUGAAAGCAAGACAGGUGGGGCUGAGGAGGGGGAGGUGGAGGAGGAGGCGGAGUUGCAGAGGAAGUUUGAGGAGGCGGAGGGGAGGACGAGUGAGCAUGUCGCGAGGGCUGGGGAGCUGCAGGGGCAGGUGGAGGGUCUGCAGAGGAGAGUUGCGGAGCUGGAGGGUACGGUGGAGGAAUUGCAGGGUCAGCUUGAGAGUGCGCAGCAACAGCAGGCUACCGGUCAGGUUCCGCCGGAGUCGGUAGAGAGUGGCGAGCUGCUGGAGAAGCUGCGGCAGGAUCUGGCGACUGCUCAACAAGAGGCCGAAGCUUUGCGCACAGCUGCCGCGCAAGCUCCGCCAGCUACCCAACAGGACUCUACUAUGACCGAUACCACCACUACCGCUGUUGAUGGCGAGGAGAAGUCCACGGCACAGCAAAUCCAGGAAGCCUGCCAUACUCUUCGCGCAGAGAUGCAGUCUCAGCACGAACUCGCCCUGAAGCAGAAAGAUGACUAUGUACAAGGCCGACUUGAGUCGAUGAGGACUCAGCUGAAUACUAAGUUGAGAGAAGGCCGGGAUAAGGCGAAGCAGGAUGUGCUGGACGAGCAUACGGCCGAGGUACAGAAGUUGAGGGAGGAGCAUGAAAAGGCUGUUGAGGAGUUGAAGGGUGCUCAUGCGGCGGAGCUGGAAAGACUCAAGCAAGAUGGCGAGGCGGCUGUGCAGAGGGCUAGCGCGAAUGCCACGAAUGCUCCUCCUGCUGCUGUCGUCAACGAGAAAGCCGCCGAUGCUGCACCUCAGGCUGUCAAGGUGGACGACGACGCCGAUCUGUCCAGCCUCGAAAUCUCCGAAUCACAAGUCGCCAAGUUGUUCCAGACGAAUUCUCGGGCGAAGACUAUCCUGCUUAAUAAUAUUUCGAAGGGUGUGAAGCGCGAUACGGCCAAACUUGAGGAGACGAUCGCGGAGAAGGAUGCUGAGAUUGGGAAACUGCAGACUGAGCUUGCUGCUGCUGAGGCUGCGAAGGCGGAGGCCGAAAUCAAGAACGCCGAGGCUCCUCCUGCUACUCAUGUCGAUACGAGUAAGAACGAUGAAGUCAUCACGGAGCUGAAGAGCAAGCUCGAGGCGGCCCAGAAGGAUAAAGAGGUCGCUGUCGCUAUUGUCACGAGGAAUCUGGAGCUCAAGGCUAAGGUGCAGGUCUCGCAGCUUGAUGCCCUGCGUGCGAAGUGGAAGGUUGUGCAGGAGGCUGCUAAGAACACGCCGGAGAAGGUUGUCAAGGAGGUCUUUGAGGUGGCUGAUAAGACGAAACCCGCUCCGAAGGUUGCACCUGCGCCUGCGCCUGCGCCUGCUGCAAGUGCGGGUGCGGGUGGAGCACAGUCGCCUGCUAUUGCUAAGCCGGCUACUGUUGUCCCACCUUCGCCUGCUCAAGCACCCACUGCCCAGAAUGCGACAGAUGUGAAGCCCCUGGUAGAUGAGAAGGCUGCAGAGGAGGCCAAGAAGCAGGCCAGACUUGACCGGUUUGGUUCAGCAGCCGGUACACCCGCAGCAUCGUCCACGACAUCGACCUCCGGUCAGCCAAGUACCGGUCCUAUUAUAGCGGGUACCUUUGGCCAGCCGAGCUUCGCAUCUGGAUCUUUCGGUCAACCGAGCACUCCAGCAGGUCUGAGCUUUGGUCAGCCUAGCGCACCUACGGGUCCUGCAUUGGCACAGCCUGCUCGUCGUCCCUCCGGUCCCAAUUCUAGCCCUUUCGCAGCUGCAGCCGCGGGCUCGCCAAACCCACAGGCUGCAUCGUUCACUCCGAGUGAUGUUCCGACACAGCCGAGGAAGGACCUUGGUACGGGUCCUGCUGCUCUAAGGGGCUUGCAUUCGGGCAUUCCUCGUGGAGGAGCUGGAAGUGGACUUCCACGCGCAGGCGGUGCUGCGGGCGCGAGAGGUGGUGCUGCUGCAGGUGGCAAUAGUAUCGCCAUCCAGGGUGCCGCCGCUCGUGGUGGUGCCCAAACAGGUCUACCACGCGGAGGCGCCAAUGCCGGUCGCGGCGGUGGUCGUGGUGGACAAGCAGAUGGUAGUGGCAUCGCUCGCAGAGGUGGUGCUAACGGUGCCGGCCAAAAGCGUCCACAUGAUGGUGAUGGAAGUGCAGGCGACGGCAAGAGGAAUAGAGGCGGUGCUGGCGGAUAG